Molecule: messenger RNA, 1448 nt
Organism: Antechinus flavipes (yellow-footed antechinus)
Lineage: Eukaryota; Metazoa; Chordata; Mammalia; Dasyuromorphia; Dasyuridae
Gene: HPX
Product: hemopexin
Exons: 10
Coding region: 16-1347 (443 amino acids)
Source: RefSeq, a predicted model, not a curated record
UCUACAGCCGCCAGCAUGACCGGGGCCCCAGGAAUACUGAUAUUACUGGGUCUGUGUUGGCCCUUGGCAUUUGCUCACCCGCUGGUGCCCCAGCUGCAGACAGGAACUGAAGAGGGAAAUGGAACCGAAUUGCACCUGGAUGAGAUUGGCCGUUGCUCUGAUGACUGGGGUUUUGAUGCAGUAACCUUGGAUGACUCUGGGAAAAUGAUUUUCUUCAAAGGGGAGUCCGUAUGGAAGAGUCACAAUGGAUCCCGGGAGCUGAUCUCAGAAACCUGGCCAGAGGCCGGGGUCCCUGUGGACGCUGCCUUCCGCCUGCACCACAAGGCCAGGCCUGAUCUCCAUGAUGGCGUAUAUUUAAUUAAGGGUGAUCAGGUCUGGGUGUACAUUGCUGGGAAGCUGAAGUCUGGGUACCCAAGACUCCUCCAGAAAGAAUUCCCGGAAGUCCCGUCUCCCCUGGACGCAGCUGUGGAGUGCCACCCUGGGGAAUGCCAGGAGGAGGGGAUUCUUUUCUUCCAAGGUAACGGGACAUGGUUCUUGGACCUGAGCACUAACACAGUGAAGAAACGGCCUUGGAAUCACCUGAAGUGCUCUUCAGCCCUGCGCUGGCUCGGCCGCUAUUACUGCUUCCAGGGCAGUAAAUUUCUACGCUUUAAUCCUGCGACUGGGGAGGUGCCCCCACAUUAUCCCCGUGACAUCCAAGAUUACUUCAUGAGUUGCCCUGGGAGAGGUCAUGGACAAAGGAAUGUAUCUGUCACUCCUUGCAGCCCGGAUUUUGUGUUCUCUGCUUUUGUUUCUGAUGACCAUGGUGCUACAUAUGGCUUUAGAGAUUCCAGUUAUUGGCGUCUGGACUCAAAGAGGGAUGGCUGGCAUAAAUGGCCCAUUGCACAUCACUGGCCCCAGGGACCCUCACGUGUGGAUGCUGCCUUCUCUUGGGAGAAAAAGCUCUAUCUGAUUGAGGGCACCCAAAUCUACAUUUACCUGACAGAUGGAGGCUACCGCUUAGUAGAUGGAUAUCCUCGGAGCUUGCAAAAGGAACUGGGAAGCCCCUAUGGGAUCAACCUUGACGCUGUGGAUGCUGCCUUCACCUGCUCUGGCUCAUCUCAGCUCUAUAUUAUCUCUGGAAGGCAGAUGUGGCAGCUUGAUCUCAAGCUGGGUGGACAGGACCCAUGGACAGAGUUUUUGAUACCCCAUAACCAUGUGGAUGGGGCUUUGUGCAAACCCAAUGAGCUCUACUUGGUCACUGGUUCCAAUGUAUAUCGUUACCGAGAUGUUGAGGAACUCAAGACUGCCAAAACCUUCCCUCCACCCCGCAGUGUGGCUUCCAGCCUCCUGGGUUGCACACAUUGAGGCUUGGUCAGGCUUUCCUCAUCUUUAACAUCUGGUCCACCUGGUGCCCUCCACAAGAAUUAUACUUUUGCACAAUAAAUCCUAGAAAUUACUGUUCAGAA